Molecule: messenger RNA, 2730 nt
Organism: Coccomyxa subellipsoidea C-169
Lineage: Eukaryota; Viridiplantae; Chlorophyta; Trebouxiophyceae; Coccomyxaceae
Exons: 6
Coding region: 1-2289 (762 amino acids)
Biological process (GO): protein ubiquitination; mRNA processing; ubiquitin-dependent protein catabolic process
Cellular component (GO): nucleus
Molecular function (GO): nucleic acid binding; ubiquitin protein ligase activity; zinc ion binding
Source: RefSeq, a predicted model, not a curated record
AUGUCUGGAGUUGUUCACUUUAAAUUCAAGUCCGCGAUCUCUUUCGAUUCAGUGCAGUUCGAUGGUGCCUUUGUGACCGUUGGAGAGCUUAAGAACCUCAUAGCUGAGAAGAAGGGACUUGGCAGAGAAGCUACUGUUGAGCUCGUACUUUCUGAUCCUCGCUCUCAUGCCGAGUACAAUGAUGACGCCCAUCUGCUGCCGAAAAGCACUUCCGUACUCGUGCGAAGAGCGCCGGUGUCAAAGCUGCGCGCCCUUGAGGGAGGCACAGAAGAUGCGGGAGUGACAAGCACAAGUGCAGCCGCCCCAGCCAGUGAGAGACCCAGUGCAGCACAGAGACCACAGCAGCUACCACAGCAGCAAUUUCCUACUUUUCGUCCAGCGCCGCAGGAUGAUUUCGGCGGCGAUUUGUAUGCCCAGCAACAGCAGCCAGCGUCAAGUACUGCUGGAGCAGGGAGCACAGAGGAGGACGCGCUUGCCAGCCGUUUAGCACAGACUGGGGCGAGCUGGCAGAAGGAGGUGGCAGCAGGAGGCGGCAGAGGGAGGGGACGAGGCAGGGGCCGCGGCGGCAGGGGUGGAAUAGCAAUACCUCCUCCCAACUACAUCUGCUUCCGCUGCAACCAGGGCGGGCACUACAUUGGCGACUGCCCAACAAACGGCGACCCAGAAUAUGACAGGAAGCGCAUCAGGCAGCCAGUGGGCAUUCCCCUGUCCCGCCUCGCGAUCAACACCGAAGGCGGCCUGGUGCUGCCCGGCGGACACACAGGCUCCCUCGUGCCAAACGAGGAUGUCUUCCAGCGCGAGAUGUUUGGGGCCCCAAAGCAGCCCAAGCCGGAGCAGCAGAAGCUGGCGGAUCAGCCCAAGCCCGCGCUUCCGCAGCCCGCAGCCAGCAGCGAGCGUGCUGCUGGUGCACCCCUGCUGCUCGACAACAAGCCGCACGCAGACGACACGGCUGGCCAGGAGGUGGUGGUCUACCAGGCUCCAGAAGCAGCGCCCACGCUGGCAGGCGACGAUCAGCUGUUCCUGGCGCUCGCUCAGCCGCUCGCCACCACCAAGCCCAAGACCUCCCCAGCGCAGGCCAAGAAAGCCGCCCCAGCCAAGCCGCCGGCGGCCGCGCCGGGGAACCCCUGGCUGCCGCCGCUGCCCAUGCCCCUGAUGCCCCCGGGCGUGGCUGCCCCUGCGCCCUUCAUGGCGGCCUUCACGCCGGAUAUGGGCGGGCCCCUGUCCAAGGAGGCCUUCGAGGCGCUGCGCGUUGCGGCGCUGCGUGACAAGCGGGCCGGCUCCAGCGACAGCAGCCGCUCACGCUCGCGCAGCCCUAGGCGGUCGCGGCGGCGGUCGCGGUCUGGCAGCCCGGGCAGGGACGGCAGUGGCCGCCGGCGCCGGCAUGCGGACCGGGGCGCGCGGCGCAGCCGCUUCGGGGACAAGCGGCGCGCGGACGCGUCCGAGAGCCCUGCGCGCAGCGAUGAGCGCCCCAGCCGGCAGGAGCGGCGCAGCCGCAGGGAUGCCCCGGCAGCGCCGCCUCGCGCAAACGACGGGCACCAUGCCAAGCGCCGACGAACUGCUCCGGAGCAGCGGCGCAUGCAGGAGGCGCCAUCUGGUGAGGAGGCUCCCCCAGACGAGCGCUUUGGGGCGGCCAUGGACAGAUGGGAGCCUGGCAGCGAUUUUGAGAGCAAGACUGUGGCGCGGUCGCACCGCAGCAGGAGAGCAGGAGCAGCAGCGAAUAGUGGAGUCCAGGAUCCUGCUGCCCAGCCCCUGAUGCAGGCCUCUGAUGCUCGCCCGUCAGAGGCUGCCAGUGCAGAUGCAGGCACAGGGGCUGAGGCGGCUGUGUCUGGCCCAGCAGCAUCAGAUGGCGUGGCAGACAGAGGCGUUCCAGAGCAGCAGGGACAGCAGCAGACACUGGAGCCCAUUGCACUGCUGGAGGAGCUUGAUCAGGCGCCUCCCAUGGCUUUCAGCAGCAAGGCAGCUCCUGGGCAAGGAGUGCAGAGCGAGGAGCCGAGGGACAGGGGGCGGGACAAGGAGAAGAAGGAAAAGAAACACAAGAAGCAUAAGAAGCACCACAAGAAGGAAAAGAAGCAUCACAAGAGGGACCUGCCAGACAAGAGUGACAGGGAUGAGCGGGAGAGCAGUGCAGAGGCUGAAGGCGACCAAGAAAUGAGCCAGGUCCAGACAGAGGCCAAGAGGGCGGCUGCUGUGCCUUCCCUGGUGCCCAAUCCCCGCUUGUUCCAGCUUAGCCACUCAGCCGCCACAGCAUCAGCUAAGCUGCAGGCGAACAACCGGCACAGAGCUGGCUGACAGGUUUGUGCCGUGCUGAUGUGGACCAAGCGCUGCCCAGCGCGUUCGUUUUGGCCUUUCAAACAAGUUGGGCGAAGCGCACAUGGAGGGGUCUCUGGCAGGCUAGCAUGUGUCCAGCUAAGGAGCACGCUGUUGCGAGUUGCACUCCAUAUUGCACGGGAUGGACUCAUAGGUUGUUUAUGUAUUGAUACUCGGGGCCAUGCAACCUCCACUGGCAGUGGCCGGGCAUGGUUUUAUAACACAAUUUUGGCUCCGGAGACCACCACAUUGGGUGCAUGAUCAAAUGUAUGAGAUUGGCAGCUUUUCUGUUCAAGCACAUAUAUGUAUCUUAGACAUAGAAUGAUGAGUUAGAAAAGUCUAGGGAAGAAAGUGCAGAAAGUGAAACACUCAGAGCAGUUGCUCCCUGGUUCAGAAAAGUUGUAAAGGAUCUGUGAGAGAGAG